This is a messenger RNA of Ruditapes philippinarum (Manila clam), 441 nucleotides long. Its product is annotated as cholinesterase 2-like. The transcript has a single exon. Gene Ontology annotation, biological process: choline metabolic process; acetylcholine catabolic process. The record is from RefSeq and is a predicted model, not a curated record. The coding region runs from base 1 to 441 and encodes 146 amino acids. Gene Ontology annotation, cellular component: plasma membrane. Lineage: Eukaryota; Metazoa; Mollusca; Bivalvia; Venerida; Veneridae. Gene Ontology annotation, molecular function: acetylcholinesterase activity.
AUGAAAUAUGCCGCAUUGGUGUAUAUUCAUGGAGGUGAAUUCGAAUGGGGUUCUUCUGAUUUAUUUGACGGAAAAUACCUGUCGGCAUAUGGCGGAAUUAUAGUUGUGACUUUCAACUAUCGUCUUGAGCUUCUGGGAUUUUUACAGUUAGAUGAAAACGAUGCACCUGGUAAUGUUUGCAUAUGGGAUCAGAAACGUGUCCUUGAAUGGGUAAAUAAGACUAUAGAAUCAUUCGGAGGUGAUAAGGCCAAAGUUUCGAUACUUGGAUUAUCUGCUGGUGCGGUAAGUGCAACAAUUCUAGUUUUGUAUCCAGAAAACAAAGGUCUGUUUCAAAGAGUUCUAGUUCAUGGUCAUAGCGUUACGUCACCCGAGUACAAGUGGAAUUCUGGGAACACGCUGGAGACUGAUUAUGUUGUACGGUCCCUUGGAUGUUCAUCUUAA